UCCCCGCAGGCGCCGCGACCCCGAGGUGCGGGAGUCCAGCCGCGUCCCGGACGGAUGAAUGGGGGCGGCUUCGGGGCGCCGGGAGCACCGGGCGUGGAGCUGCUCCCUCGCCUCGCUCGGACCGGCGCCCCGGGAAGAGCCUCGGUGGCCACUAAGCAAAAUGAUGCUUCAGCACCCAGGCCAGGCCUCAGCCUCUGAAGUCAGCGCCUCCGCCAUUGUCCCCUGCCUGUCCCCUCCCGGGUCCCUGGUGUUUGAGGACUUUGCCAACCUGACACCUUUUGUCAAGGAAGAACUGAGGCUCACCAUCCAGAACAAGCACUUGUGCCACCGCCUGCCCUCCAUGCUGGACUCGGUGACCGUCAGCAGCAGGCCCCUGGGGCUGCCCGCCACCAAGGAUGAGAUCGCCCCUGAGGAAGAUGAGAGGAGGAAGAGACGCCGGGAACGGAAUAAGAUCGCAGCGGCCAAGUGUCGGAACAAGAAGAAGGAGAAGACGGAGUGCCUACAGAAGGAGUCGGAGAAGCUGGAGAGCGUGAACGCCGAGCUGAAGGCCCAGAUCGAGGAACUCAAGAACGAGAAGCAGCACCUUAUCUACAUGCUCAACCUGCACCGGCCCACCUGCAUUGUGCGGGCCCAGCACGGGCGGACUCCUGAGGACGAACGGAACCUCUUCAUCCAGCACGUAAAGGAGGGGGCGCUGCAGAGCUGAGUCCUCACUGACUGUCCUCCAGGCCUGAGACUUUCUGCAGCCAAGGACCCAGGUGUGUGUGUGGUGGGGCACCUGGAGCACCCAGCAGGGCCUCCCCCAUGACCCAGAGAAACUUUGGGUCAGGCCUCUGUGGCCUGGUCUUGCCAGUGUCUGCCCCCUUUCCGGUCGGACUCAGCAAAGCCCGGGGCCGCCCGCCAGCUGCAUUCUCUCUGAAGGAGUCCCCGCAGCUAGGGUGGGCGGAUGGAGCCACCCCACAAUGGACGAGGGUGAGGACAGUGGCCCGGUGUGUGCUUUGUAGCCCACAAGCUGGCGUGUGCAGGAAUGGACCGUGUGCCGGGCUCCGGGCCCGGGCCUCACGCAUCCGCGUUGGCGAGACUUGGCUCAGAUCUGGUUUCUGAGAGUGAGCGAGCUCCCCAGCCUGGCGUCUGACAGCACCGCCCCUGCCCCAGAGCGGAUUGGGGCCCCAGAUGUUAAUGCAAAUCUGUGGGACCCCAGCAGGUCCUCUGACCCCAGCUCCGUGAAAAUGUCACAGAAAGGACAUCGAGCUUCCCGAGGGUGGGGACGUCCCUCUCUGUUACUCAGCCCGGGAGCAGCCUGAGGACCUUCACCUCUGCUUGUGGUGGGAGCCGUGCAGUGGACCUAGUGGGGGUCUGGGGGGCGCCCAGGCAUCACAUAGCGCUGCCGGGGUUGACGGUGUCUUCAUGGCAGCCGGCCACUAGGCCCCUGCCGGCUGGUUCUGCUCCCAUGUCUCUGUGAUGGCCGCGGAGUGUUGAGUCCCAGUCGGCUUUGCCUUAUUUAUUCCAGCAUUGCUAACCUGCCGAUAAUAAACAUUGGAAGUAGGUGCAGGAGCCUUGGUGUGGUGCUGGUCUUUCUUUUCCAUCCCUGGAAGGGAGGGGCAAGGUCUAGCCACCCCUCGACCCUCUCAAACCCGCCCAUCCCCUCCCUCCACUGCUACCGCUGCUGCUGGGGAGGGCGCCUUUGGCUUCUGGUGUUCACCAUCUCUGGGGGUCUCUGGGAAGGGAGCUGGCUUUCCAUCCCAGUCCUGCUGUGGCCUGGCUUCCGUUUCUCAUGGACUCGCUGCUGUGCGUGGACAAAACCCAUCAGCUUCUCUGGAUGUGCCCAGAAUGCUGUUGAACUUGAGUCACGGGCACCUGACUUCCUGUCCCUGAACUCCUGAGUGGUCACGUGGCUGACAGGUCACACUGUCCACAGGCACUGCACGUGGUGAAUGAGUGUGUGAACUAUCAGGCAGCAGAGGGGACCGUCUUAGAUGGGACAGUUGCGAUCCUGCAAAAAGAGGCGUUCACAGAGUUUCCUGGAAUCUCAGGGGCUCCCUGCCCACUCGCUCUCUGCCCAGACACUUGUGGUGCUCACAGGCUCAGAGAGAGAGGUGCCCACCUUCCCUGGAUGGGUCCCUCCUCAGGUUCCAGCUUUGGCCCUGCAGCCUGUCACCUGUGACCCUGCCGUCCCAGCUCUGCCCACCAGGGCGGUUCCUUGUGUGUAAGCAGCAGCUGGUGGUGGCCUCAGUCCCCGUUUCCUCUAAGACAUCAUCUGUUUUCCUUAUCUUGGUAGAGGAGGGGGGGGGAGAAUCCCUUGCAGGCCAAGGAGAGUUUUCUGUGGGCAGAGCACGAGACUUGCAAGCCUGAGGCCGUGGGCUCCAUCCCUGGCACCACCACAUGCUGCUAUGCUGGGGCUCUUGCUUUUCACACUCCCCUCCUUUAUCAAACUCCAGUUUUUUAAGCUGCUGGGGACAACAGUGGGUCAGAAAGGAAGAAGGGUUAAGCCGGGCUGGCACUGCCCUGGUGGGGAAGCUGUGAGUCCUUUGAACCGGUGUGCUCAGAGUCGUUCUGUUGUCUGUAGCUAAGUUUAUGUUUUGAUACUUUAAUAAAAAAAGAGAAUGUGA
This is a messenger RNA of Erinaceus europaeus (western European hedgehog), 2609 nucleotides long. It is a transcript of the gene ATF3, whose product is annotated as activating transcription factor 3. The record is from RefSeq and is a predicted model, not a curated record. The coding region runs from base 59 to 706 and encodes 215 amino acids. The transcript is spliced from 4 exons. Gene Ontology annotation, molecular function: DNA-binding transcription factor activity, RNA polymerase II-specific; RNA polymerase II cis-regulatory region sequence-specific DNA binding. Gene Ontology annotation, biological process: regulation of transcription by RNA polymerase II. Lineage: Eukaryota; Metazoa; Chordata; Mammalia; Eulipotyphla; Erinaceidae. Gene Ontology annotation, cellular component: nucleus.